AGAAGCAGCGGCCGCGGAGGAGAGAGGCAGAAAAACGGAAAAAAUAUCCCCCCUUAAAAGAAUCAUCGUCUGACAGCCAGAGUGUCGUUUUUGGGGAAAAGAGAACGCUGUUUCUCUGCGGUAAACCAAAAAAAACAUAACAAGCUCAAUAAGCGAUGUUUAUUGGCGUCUGAAUCGGGUUGGAUCGUGAAAUGGUCGAAGUUUAGCUGUCAACAAGAGAGUUCGACAUAUUUUAAAACAUUUCGCGUCUCGUUACAUUUUUUUUCUUUCGUUGCUUGACAAACCCGAGGGGGAAAUAUCCGUGAUAAUCUCAGCUCGUUUGUUCGUGCAUUCGUGUUUGUGUCGAUAUAUGUAUUAAUCGCGAUAAUUAAACAGUAAAGUUAAAAGAGAAGAAAAAAAGGGAGAAAAUUCGAAAAAUGGGGGAUGGAAAAGAGGACGAGCGGCAACCGCUUCUGAAAAGUGACAAUGUCACUUACAGCUCACAAACAACAGACGUCAUUGAUGGAAAUGAAACUAAUGUAAAUACUGUCUCGCCUAUUGGCCCGGAUGAACUGCCGCCGCCUUUUCAAGCGGCUAAUCCAAAUGGACAUCCAAUGGUUACUUGCAGAGUUUGUCAGGCGAUGAUUGACAUAACGAGCAAAAAAGAUCAACACGUUGUCAAGUGUGGACAAUGUAAUGAGGCUACGCCGAUAAGGAAUGCUCCACCGGGCAAAAAAUAUGUCAGAUGCCCAUGCAACUGUCUCCUGAUUUGCAAAAGCUCAUCGCAGCGUAUCGCUUGCCCGAGACCAAAUUGCAAGAGAAUAAUCAACCUUGCGCCGAGCCCGGUAACUCCGCCAGUUCUUUCGAUGCCUGGCAUGUGCAGAGUUUGCUGCGCCCACUGUCAUGACACAUUUUUAUUUAAUACUCUGAAUAACGCAUUGGCAAGAUGUCCCCAUUGCCGCAAAGUUUCAUCCGUUGGACCGGAUUUUGCUAAAGGUCGCUGCAUUGCGUUCAUCAUUUCCGGAAUCAUUGCCCUCAUUGUCGGGAUCGCUGUCACAGUCGGCACGUACACCCUCGUGGGAACGAACGGUGGAAUAUACGUCGCGUAUGUGGGUGCCUUCCUCGUCGCCCUUCUGUGUCUCGGCCGAAGCGUCUAUUAUUGUACAAUGAAAAUAAGUUUGAUCGAAGGUCCUAUGUAGUGAGUUUUUGGUUACGCUGUGACAAAAACUGAAAAAGAACCGAGCAGCGAAAUGAAGAGAGCAAAAAAAAACAUUAAGGAAGAGCUGCAGCAGCAGCAACAGCAAAAAUCUCUUGACGCUGAUUUCAGAGCACGGAGAAUAUUUCAUUUUAACGUAAAUGUCAUCAUAUAAUCAAUUACGAAUUACCAAAUGAAUGAGAGAAAGAGAAAGCUAAAAGCGCGAUAGAAACUCUAAGUUCAUUCACACUUAUUAACAUUUCUCAUGCGUCUGAAUUUUUUUGUUCUUUCAUCGUGCGCGCCUUCUUUCGCUAACCAGCGAUCAAAGUGAGGUUAUGACGCUUUUUUAGACCGCGCUCGGAUUAAAACGAGAAAAACAAAAAUUUGAUAAAACGAGAGAAAUAGCACGUACUACAAAUUUCUUUUACGGAAUGAUAUAUUAUUCCUGUUUCGUUUUUUCAUUUUUUUUAAAUUGGCUAUUGUUGCAUUGAGAAUCAUGGCGUCAAUCGAGAAUUGGACACAACGAUCGGAUAUUCAUUCCACAAUUGUGUAAUAUUAUUAUUAUUAUUAUAAAUAUUAUUAUAUUAUUGUUGCCUGUGGAACGAACAAAAGCACGAUUUAUCCAGUUUUUUUUUUCUUUUUUUUUUUACUAUUUCACUUUAAAGAUCCCGCCUGUACGUAAGACACAGUGCAUUGGAACAUGCUAUUACAAACAUAAACCUAUAAAUAUAUAUAAUAACCUGUGCGUAACUCUGGAAAUAUUACGACUACAAAGUGAAAAUACAUUAUUACAUGAAAUAAAUCGUUUCGAUUGACGAAUAUUCGAUAAUUUUUCCAAUGGUUUUCUUUCAACAGACUUUCUCUUGGUACUAAUUCCGUGUUGGAGUGAUUAUUUUUCUAUGGGAUAUUCCAUGCCAACAUAACCUAUGUAGGGUGCUACGAACUGACAUUUCUGAUAUUGGGAUCUAAUUUUGGUAACUUUUAUACUGAAUAAGCGAGGCUCAUGAGCCGUUCUCGAAAUAGGAAUUUUUUAAAUUUGUCCGGGCAAUUUUGAAAUCCCGAAAAAUAGUACGACGAUUUGACAAUUGGGCGAAACAAAAAUAAUAACGGAUAACGGUUGAUACCAUCACAUACAUACGGAUUAGCUCCUAGACUAACUGACCAAAAAUGUACUCGAGAUUUCCAUUGUCAGUUAUUUAAAUUAACAAUUUAGUGCAAAAAAUCGAUUUUUUUUGGUUUUUUGAUUAAAGUAAAAAUAAUGAAACAAUGCGAAUGUUUCCACAAUAGACGAAAUAGAGAACUAACGAAGAAAAUGAGACGCGAAAAAAAAUCGUAUUUGUCUCUCCGCCACUGUGAGAAACCCGUGAGGGCGAGAGUCAACUAAAAAUUUGUCGACUCCAAAUAACCAUUGAAAUGUUGAUUAAUAAAAAAUUGAUUUUUAUUAAAUUAGAUCGAUUACUAAAUGAAAAAUUGAUUUUUGACGGAAUUCUUCCAUCAUAUUUGACGACGGAAAAAAUAAUUUUAUCGCGAGCUUUUAUCAACAAAGUUUCCGUUCCUAGAAAACAAAUUUAUUAUUCACUAAAAAAUGCAAAACAUUUAAUGAUUGUUCUAUUAUCGAGUAACGAGAUUAGCUGGAGUUUUCGAAAAAAGUUUCGAGAAAAUUUUAAUCUCGUUUUAUCGGCCCGAAGUUUUGGAACUCACCCGCGCUAUCAGUGUUUUUUCAAGGCCGAGUGCGAGUCCUCGAGCUUUUCCGCACGUCCAUAUAAACAUGAGCACGAGCAUUUCUGAAGAAAAUGCACAUUUUGCGAGCUCCAAUUGGACCGGGUUUUGGACGUUUGACGUGGGUGGGGGUUGAUAAAAACCGAAAGUUCGAGAAACCUGCCGAAAAGUAUAAAAAGCCGAAAAUAUUUUCAUCGUAAAUUCACUGCAAGUGUGUUCCCCAGAUAGCUUUUCAGAUUCAGUUUCUUCGUCGAUCGUCAACAAAUUGAAGCUGCAAUUUCAAAAUGGAGAUUCGACUAUCAAACUUGGAGAGGCGAGUGUUCACGGCCAUCUUCUUGAGCAUCACUUUCGUUUUACUAUUCGUCUGCCUCCUCUCUUUGGCCAACUCCUUGUUCAAGCUAUGGGAUGCUACUGACUCGUAUAAAUCGUACAAUGAGGCGGUCAUUUAUGAGUCGAAUCCGGGAGCUGAUUCUACUGAUCCGAAUACAACAACAGAAGUGCAAGCUCCGAAAGAAAAAACCAGAGAAAGAUCAAGACGCCAUGCUAACUAUCAUGCAAGGAUUCGUGGCACAUGGGCCAAUGUUGAGGAUGUUCUCAAAAGCCUGAAGGAGCAGGGCAAGAGUUUAUACUUCAUGGCUAUUCCAAUAUAACCAAUGCUUGACACGUGGCAUCGCAUUGGAUUUGAAGAGCAUUUAUAUUCAGAUAAUCAUUUUUAAUUUUUAUGCUCAUGCGAUGGGAACGAAUCUCAGCAAUUUUCAAUUCUUUAUAUCCUAAUUAAAAAAAAAAAAAUGUCGAAUUUCAGAUGUUUUUAGCCUUCAACGUUAUUAACCACUAAUCCGAGUUAUUACUAACCCUUGAGCAGUGAGAUCUGUGCUUAGAAUAAAGCGAAUUGUACGCACCAAUGUAAAAUCUUUGACAAAGUCAUUGAAUAAAUAUCUUCAAAGUGUGA
Molecule: messenger RNA, 3842 nt
Organism: Venturia canescens
Lineage: Eukaryota; Metazoa; Arthropoda; Insecta; Hymenoptera; Ichneumonidae
Product: type 1 phosphatidylinositol 4,5-bisphosphate 4-phosphatase
Exons: 8
Coding region: 417-1178 (253 amino acids)
Biological process (GO): phosphatidylinositol dephosphorylation
Cellular component (GO): phagocytic vesicle membrane; late endosome membrane; lysosomal membrane
Molecular function (GO): phosphatidylinositol-4,5-bisphosphate 4-phosphatase activity
Source: RefSeq, a predicted model, not a curated record